Molecule: messenger RNA, 3786 nt
Organism: Epinephelus lanceolatus (giant grouper)
Lineage: Eukaryota; Metazoa; Chordata; Actinopteri; Perciformes; Serranidae
Gene: pex5lb
Product: peroxisomal biogenesis factor 5-like b
Biological process (GO): protein import into peroxisome matrix, docking
Cellular component (GO): peroxisomal membrane; cytosol
Molecular function (GO): protein binding
Source: RefSeq, a predicted model, not a curated record
UCUGCUCGGUUUAUUUUCCUCCCGCCCUCCACCGGAGCGGAGCGAGAUGAUCACCGGACCCUGCGGCGUUUGGGCGCUUUGUGGUCGGACAGUCUGGAAGGAACGGACCGGGAACCAGAACCGACCGGAAGCAGCGACCGGGCGGCAGCACGGAGCCGAACAUCAGCGCGACUUUACGGGCGUUUCAGAGCCGAGAGGCCCCGGAGAGAUACUGAGCGGUCCGAGGCAGCGGAGCCGGGUGGCGGUGGACUGCUGGCGGCUGCAGCUGCAGCUGCGGGCGGAGGACUGACUCAGAGACAUGUACCAGGUCCAGGGGAAAGGGGAAAGGGUCGUUGCCAUGGUGCUGAAGGAGCUUCCUGGUAAAAAGGCAUCCUCAGAAGGAAACCCCCUCCUCACCGUGACAACCAAGCUGGUCCGAGAGCAGCAGGAGAGUCGACCCCUGCUGAGUCCCUCCAUUGAUGACUUCCUGUCGGAGAGCCGGAGCGACGCCCCAUCCACCCAGCCCCUCACCUCCAACACAGCUGUUCUGUCCACAGCUCUGGACCUGGUGGACCUCAGUGAGCCGGGGGAGAGCAGCGGGGGCGGCAGCGGGAGCAGCAGCGGGGGCGGCAGCGGGAGCAGCAGCGGGGGCGGCAGCGGGAGCAGCAGCGGGAGCGGCAGCGGGGGCGGCAGCGGGAGCAGCAGCGGGGGCAGCAGCGGUGGUAGUAACGGAGGUAGUAACGGUGGAAGUAGUGGCAGCUGCAGUAACAAGGACCAGAGGAGGAGUCCUCUGAGGAGGAAGGGCAGCUUGAGGAGUCCUCGGCGCCGGACAAGACCUGAUGAGACAGAGCUGAUCCAGGUGGAAGUGGAACACCUGCCAGCCAGUCCCAGAACACCUGAGAGGAUCUCGCUGGACUCAGUCAGUCUGUCGUCUCCACUGGACAAAUGGGACGAGGUGAACCUGGACGUGGAGGACGGAGGACACAGGAAGAGAUACGAGAAGAGAUGCACCUCCCACCACUCCUCCAGUGAACUGCUGUGGUCUGCAGAGUUUAAAACUGAUCCUCUAACCAAGAACUCCUUCGACAUCCACAGCUUCGAUGAUCUCGACUUCAUAUCUUCAACACAGGAAAGCGCAGCGUCCAGGCAGCGCAGACGGACUCGUUCCCUUCUGGCCAGAAACGAGUCUCUGGAGGACGAGUUUGUCAGAGCGAAGGCUGCUGUUGAGUCGGACACGGAGUUCUGGGAUAAGAUGCAGGCCGAGUGGGAGGAGCUGGCCCGGAGGAACUGGCUGGAGGACUCUGAGGGCCAGACGCCAAUCCCGCCCAGCGUCUCACCUGUGGAGAAGGGUUACUUCUUCAAUGCCAACAACCCGUACAGAGACUGGCCCAGUGCCUUCGCCGAGGGGCAGGAGAAAGCUCGGGAGGGAGACCUGAACGCCGCCGUCCUGCUGCUGGAGGCCGCCAUCCUCCAGGAUCCGCAGGACUCUGAGGCCUGGCAGGUUUUAGGAAUGACGCAGGCUGAGAACGAGAACGAACAGGCUGCCAUCGUGUCGCUGCAGAGGUGUCUGGAACUCCGCCCCAACAACCUGCCGGCUCUCAUGGCGCUCGCCGUCAGCUUCACCAAUGUCGGCAUGCAGUGUGAGGCGUGCGACGCUCUGCGCCGCUGGAUCAGCCACAACCCCCGAUACAAACACCUGGUGGUGGAGCGCAGGAGCCCGCUACAAGGCUCCCCGGCCACACCUCGCAGGAGCCCCCACAACUCAUCACCAGCCAGGUGUGAGCUGCAGGACGUCCUGCUCCUCUUCCAGGAUGCGGCUCUGUUGAAUCUGGACUGUGUGGAUCCGGACCUGCAGACCGGACUGGGCGUCCUUUUCAACCUCAGCUCUGACUUUAACAAGGCUGUGGAGGCGUUCACUGCAGCGCUGUCUGUCAGACCACAGGACUACCUGCUUUGGAACCGUCUGGGUGCGACACUGGCGAAUGGAGACCGCAGUGAGGAGGCCGUGGAGGCGUACACCAGAGCUCUGGAGCUGCAGCCUGGAUUCAUCCGGUCCAGAUACAACCUGGGGAUCAGCUGCAUCAACCUGGGAGCUCACAGGGAGGCGGUCAGUAACUUCCUGACGGCUCUGAACCAGCAGAGGCGGAGUCAGCGCUGCAGCCACCAGCAGAUGUCGGCGAACAUCUGGGCCGCCCUGCGAAUCGCCAUCUCCCUGAUGGACCGGCCCGAGCUGUUCCAGGCCGCCAACAUCGGGGACCUGGACCUGCUGAUGAGGGCCUUCGACGUGGGCGACGUCUGACGGUGACGGGGGCGGCCUGGUCGGACUGAAGGUUGUCUGUCGGGUCAGCUCAGAGGAAGUGUGAGUGUUGUCUCCUAGAAACAGAGGACCAAAGGGGGACAUGGGCUGGAUGUGGACAGUUUGGUAUGAAACCAAAGAGACAAUGACGUCCGCAGGAAAAUCCUUCGCAAUAUAACAGCACAACCCUUUAGCUUUCUUUAAGAACACUGUCCUGUUGUCUUGGCGCCGAUGACGUCAUCAGCAAAGCGCGUCUGCACAUCCUUCCGGUCCUUUAAUGUUUAAACCGUCCAGAAUACGAGUCUUCUACAUGACCAGAAUACGAGUCUUCUACAUGACUACAACAAGCUCAGGUCCUGUUGGGCCCAUAAAUGGGCCCACCCUCAGAUUCAUUUGGUUGUCAUUUUGGCUGUGGUCAUGCUAGAAAGUUCAUAAGUUGCACAGAGGCCACUUUACCAGGGUACAACAUGCUCCUGGAAAAUCUCCUGUCUACACCUUAAAAUGAGCUGUAUGCAACUUUGGGCCCUGUUCUCCUGUUAUGGACAAAAAUGGGCCCCAUUGAAACCCAUUAUAAAAUGCAAAAAACACACAUUUUUACCUGGUGGUUAUUUUUUCCCAGAAAGAUGAUUUAUCUGUUUUCAUGGCUUAAUUCACAACAGGGGAAGUCAAAAUAUAGGUUUCUGAGCAAUUUUGGAAAAUUCAUUCAGGAAUACUAUUGUAGCACCUUUGCAAAAAAAAGGGGUACUGACAGGCUGCUCCCCCCAUGCAGCGCUGGACCCCACCUGGCCAGACACAAGAGGAUGAAACUGGUCCUGUGUGCAAAUCAUUUGCUUAAAUUCAUGAUUAGAGUAAAGUUCAUAUGUGCAUUCAAAUAUACCAACAGCUAAUUGUGAAGUUGUGUUGUCUGAUUUUCACCAGCUUGCACAUUUCAUCAAAAUUACCAAAUUUCCUUUAAUUUAGUCGAAAAAUAUUGCAUUGCAAUCAGUGGGCGCGCGUUCCCGCGGGGCGCGUUCAAGUGUGUGUGAGUGGGUACGUGUAUGGGACAUGUGCAUGUGUGACUUGAAAGGAGUUGACAUAUUAUCUUUAUUUGCAAGCAGCAGCUGCAAAACUAAAACUUGUCACAGCAGCUCCAGAACCGGAGAUCCAGCCCGGUUCUAUCAGCGGACCCUCCCAGAGCGCUCGCGGGGAAUGCUGCCUCGCUUCUCCGCUAAGAUGCGGGAGGGAAACCGAUGAAAAUUUUAACGGCUUUUUUCAAAACUCUGAUCCGAGCAUUAUCUUCAUUUGCAAGCAGUAGUUGUAAAAAUAAAACUAGGACGGUAGUUUCAGACGCAGAAAUCCAGCCCGGUUCUUUCAGCAGGUGCUCCCACAGCGCUCGCCGACAAUGAAGCCUCGCUUCCCCGCUAAGAUGCGCGAGGGAGACCGCUGAAAGAUUUGACGCUUUUUUCAAAACUCUGAUCUAAAAUAUCAGAUUACGCCGCUUCCCCUUGGUCGAUCGAGGUCAAAUAAAAAGU